Molecule: messenger RNA, 2004 nt
Organism: Archocentrus centrarchus (flier cichlid)
Lineage: Eukaryota; Metazoa; Chordata; Actinopteri; Cichliformes; Cichlidae
Product: AP-2 complex subunit mu-A
Exons: 13
Coding region: 213-1541 (442 amino acids)
Biological process (GO): vesicle-mediated transport; intracellular protein transport
Cellular component (GO): clathrin adaptor complex
Source: RefSeq, a predicted model, not a curated record
CGCUGUGCGUAAGGACGGCGGGUCAGCUGACAGCUAUCAGAGGACCAGGAGGAAGGAGCGGAAUUAGCGGGUGUGUGAAUUGGGAACCUACUGGAUCCCGAUAUAAGCUAUCCGAGGCCAAACGGGGGGGGCAAAAGACUGGUGGCGUUCGUGAGAGAACUAGGGAGGGCUUUGGUUUCACCAUGGCAGGUUGGGAUUGAAGAGCAGCCACAAUGAUUGGAGGAUUGUUCAUCUACAACCACAAGGGGGAGGUCCUCAUCUCCCGAGUCUACCGAGAUGACAUAGGGCGUAAUGCCGUGGAUGCGUUCCGUGUGAACGUGAUCCACGCCAGGCAGCAGGUUCGAUCGCCGGUGACCAACAUUGCCCGCACCAGCUUCUUCCAUGUCAAGCGCUCCAACAUCUGGUUGGCAGCCGUCACCAAGCAAAAUGUCAACGCUGCCAUGGUGUUUGAGUUCCUUUACAAGAUGUGUGACGUCAUGACGGCCUACUUUGGCAAGAUCAGUGAGGAGAACAUCAAGAACAACUUUGUGCUCAUAUAUGAGCUGCUGGAUGAGAUCCUGGACUUUGGUUACCCCCAGAACUCAGAGACCGGAGCGCUGAAGACCUUCAUCACCCAGCAGGGCAUUAAGGGACAGCACCAGACAAAAGAGGAGCAGUCUCAGAUCACCAGUCAGGUGACAGGGCAGAUCGGCUGGCGCCGUGAGGGCAUCAAGUAUCGCCGCAAUGAGCUCUUCCUGGAUGUGCUGGAAAGCGUUAACCUGCUUAUGUCACCUCAAGGCCAGGUCCUGAGUGCCCACGUGUCAGGCCGAGUAGUGAUGAAGAGCUACCUGAGCGGAAUGCCCGAGUGCAAAUUUGGCAUGAAUGACAAGAUCGUCAUCGACAAGCAGGGAAAGGGAGGAGCGUCCGACGACGCAGGGAAGAGUGAUUUAGGGGGAGGAAGUGGGAAGCAGUCCAUAGCCAUCGACGACUGCACCUUCCACCAGUGUGUGCGCCUCAGCAAGUUUGACUCAGAGCGUAGCAUCAGCUUCAUCCCCCCUGAUGGAGAGUAUGAGCUUAUGAGAUAUCGCACUACAAAGGACAUCAUCCUGCCAUUCCGAGUUAUCCCUCUGGUCAGGGAGGUGGGCCGCACCAAACUGGAGGUGAAGGUGGUCAUCAAGUCCAACUUCAAACCAUCUCUGCUGGCUCAGAAGAUUGAGGUGCGUAUUCCAACACCCCUCAACACCAGCGGUGUGCAGGUGAUUUGUAUGAAAGGAAAAGCCAAGUACAAGGCCAGUGAGAACGCCAUUGUCUGGAAGAUCAAACGCAUGGCUGGGAUGAAGGAGUCUCAGAUCAGUGCUGAGAUUGAGCUUCUGCCGACCAACGAUAAGAAGAAAUGGGCCAGGCCUCCCAUCUCUAUGAACUUUGAGGUUCCUUUUGCUCCAUCCGGCCUGAAGGUGCGCUACUUGAAGGUGUUUGAGUCCAAGCUCAACUACAGUGACCACGAUGUCAUCAAAUGGGUGCGGUACAUCGGCCGCUCCGGUAUCUAUGAAACUCGCUGCUAAAGUUGUCCCCCCGCCAGGCAGCACACAGACCACUUCCCCUCCCAUCUAUCCUAAGAUUUUUUUUUUUUCUUCUUUUCCUUCCUCUUCCUCCCUCAGCCCUUAUCACUUCUCUCUCACCCCCCACCUCUUCCUAACUAGGUGUUGAAGAUUGAAAUUUACAUUGUUAAAGGAAAAAAAAAAAAAAUAAAUAAAUAUGGUAUAAUACACAGAUAUAUGCAAAAUGUGAACCAUUGUAUCGUGUAUAUAUCUCGUUGUGAUAAGUAACAUAAACCAGCCGGUGUCUGAAAGAAAAAGACAAGUGAUGCGGGAGUGUCCGGGGGAGCGGGCGUUAGGCUUGAAGGGUUUCCCCUUGUUGUGUUUAUUCAGUGUUAUUGUCCCUCUAUCUACUCUCCAGUUAUUUAGAAGUCCCACAUCUUAUCCCUGCUAAGAUGAUUAGUAGCUGUUGUGGUUUAAAAUGAAUCCU